Messenger RNA from Acanthoscelides obtectus, 410 nucleotides. The record is from the annotation of a GenBank genome assembly. NCBI's taxonomy places the organism in Eukaryota, Metazoa, Arthropoda, Insecta, Coleoptera, Chrysomelidae.
GUUUAUAAAUUGCUAAACGUAUAUGAUGUUGGAAUAUAAGAAGGAUAUUUUUUCUUUUAGCUGUGAUCCUGUCGAUAAUCACCGUCGUCGGUAACAUAAUGGUAAUGGUGAGCUUCAAAAUUGACAAGCAACUGCAGACGAUCAGCAACUACUUCUUGUUCUCGCUGGCCGUAGCAGACUUCGCCAUUGGCCUCAUCUCGAUGCCGCUCUUCACCAUUUAUACUUUGCUGGGAUAUUGGCCACUGGGACCAAUUGUGUGCGACACGUGGUUGGCCCUUGAUUACUUGGCAAGCAAUGCGUCUGUGCUCAAUCUGCUCAUCAUUAGCUUUGACAGGUACUUUUCGGUAACUAGGCCGCUGACCUACCGGGCGAAGAGGACUACCACGAGAGCAGCUGUCAUGAUAGCGUAA